AAACGCAGUCAAGAAAUGAUUAAGUUGAUUGGCUCAGUUGAGUUGAUAGUUUGCGUAGGACAGUCAUCCUCAUGUUCAAAGACAUUACUUUGCCUGGACAAGAAAUUCUGUGUAACUGUCCAAUCUGAAGGAUGUUUUAAAAUAAAAUGGGUAAAAGUCAUAAACGGUUAAGGAGAGUUUGUCUAAAGGCUGGGACCCUCCAAGCUAGUGCUGGAGAACAGGUGCUUCAGACAGAUGACCAUAAUGGACCAAGGCUGCCAGCACUGGUGGACUGCCCCAAGAACAGCCCCCUAAAGAACUUCGUGCCGAAGCCCCCACGAGGCCCCAGGCUGAGCGGUCAGGCCAAGAUGGCCAAGGCCGAAAAGAACGCCAGAGAGGCCGUGGAGUCCAGAAAGGACAGAGAGGCCAAGGCAGCGGCAAAAAAAACAAGCCACCAAGUAGUUGGUGUGUUGGCGCUGCCUCCACCGCUUCUAUCUACAACAUCCAGUUACAGUGUCCUGCCAGCUAUCAAGAACACUAAAGUGACAAAGGUGGAGACAACAGUGCCACCAGGCCCCAUGACACCUGAGGAUGAGGUGAGAAUGAACUCCUCUCCAUCUUUUGAUGACCCCCUUACCCCAGAGACCCCAGAGAGUGAUGUCACCUCCGAUGCCACUUCUCUGGCGGACACACCCCGUGAGAUGACACCUGAGAACGUAGAGGAGGCGUCUUCUCUAGAGGUCUUCCUGAAGUCUCACCCUCAGAGAAAGCGCAUUAGGAAGUUCCUCAAACAAAUGAAUGUGACCAUAGAGGACCUGGAGGACAUGUCCUAUGCGUUCCUCCUGCCAGCGAUAGCUCUGCUCAGGAUCUCCAGUCGAGAAUCAUCCAACUGCUCCUUCCGGGGGUCAGGGGUGCUGAAGAAGGUCUCGGAGACGUUCCACCGGCGGAGCUCUGAGCCAAAGGGGAGGCUCAGGGGCGGGAAGCCCCCCACGCCCAAUUCUGAGACAGACAAGGAGCUUCAGGGUACAGCAGACAUGGUUGUGAGUAAUAUCCUGAGGAAUGCCCAGGAGGACCUCUUCUCCUCUGGUAUGAAUGACCUGGAGACCACCAAUCAAGGCAUCGCUCUGACCGAUGAGAGGCUCUCCAGCUGCUCUGGGUCAUCACAGGGAUCGAGCCGGUCCAACAUGCCAGAGCUGGUAGAGUGUGUGGAUGCUCAGCCACUAUCUCUGGAACAUCCAGGUGUGUCCUGCUCCAACAGAAGCUCUGGGUCCUCACAGGGAUCGAGACGGUUCGACCUCUGUCAUCAGGCAGUGGAGAUGGAGAGGGUUUAUCUCCAGAGAGACACACCCCACUCCAGUGUCAGUGUGAGAGAACUGGGGCCAGUGAGGAGGGCCAAGAGAAGGGAUGUCCAUAAAGCCCUCAGUGAGGGGUCCCUCAAUGUCUUUGCCCUGUUCAGGGAGAGGGCAGGGGAGAUUUGGCAGACCAGCACAUGGGACAUGGAGCAGACCCAGCCUCCCAGCACCCCCACAUCCAGCGAGGAGGAUUUGUGGGACAGCGACUCCAGCUUGUCUCAUGGGGUUGGGGAGGAGGAGAGGGGCAGCUCCCUGAUCCUGACCCCCAGGCCUCCACCUCACUCUCUGAUCAAGACAAGAGGGCACUAG
This is a messenger RNA of Coregonus clupeaformis (lake whitefish), 1640 nucleotides long. RefSeq lists its product as uncharacterized. The coding region runs from base 147 to 1640 and encodes 497 amino acids. The record is from RefSeq and is a predicted model, not a curated record. Lineage: Eukaryota; Metazoa; Chordata; Actinopteri; Salmoniformes; Salmonidae. The transcript is spliced from 8 exons.